AUUAUUUGUAGGCAAAAAUUAGAAACAGAGGAAAACUAGGAGAUGAAUGCCAACUAUGUCAACUGUCAAGAGUCUUUUAGACCUGUCCUAUAACAUAUCCACUCUUGGCCAAGCAAAUGGAACCUCUCCUUCACUCUACAAUCCAUUGCACACCUUGCCUUCCUUCACUCAUCACUAAUCUCUCUCCUUCUCUUUCUCUUUCUCUUUCUUUGACUGCCUUGUCUUUAAAUUAAAGGGCCUUUUUUAAAAAAAAAAUUAUUUAUUGCCAUUUGAAUUCGAAUGAGAGAAGAUUAACAAUAAUAACAAAGGAGGGAGAAAAAAAACAGUAGUCACAAGUAAGUUACCGAGUCUUUGCUUGUGACUUGGAAUUUCGUUUCUUUCUUUGGAGAGGAAGGCCGACGAGAGAACCAUGCAGCAUUUACCAGUUAAAAGCAACCUUCUUGAUUCAGGUUCGGAGACGACCAAAUUCGGCUUCGGUGGUUACGAGCAGCUCCUUUGCCCCAAACCUCGCCGUGUCGGACCCGUCGUUCCCGAGUUUCUCAAGCCCCUCAGAUGUACCAAACACAGCGAACACAACACUGAUGGGAGAAGUGGAGUUCUGAACAUAAUUGCUGAGACGACCAAUGAUGGAAGAGAAUCGGCAUGCACGGGGUGUUCCCCAUCUUGCUAUGCAGGGUCACCCCCAGGCAGAACAGGCAACCCUCUGGUUCAUGACGUCAACUUCAUUCACCAGAUGGAGCUUCUUUCACCUUUCACCAGAACCAAGCUUUCAGAUAAAUUUGGCAUCACCUCUGCCUCUCCUGUUUGAGACCAUUCAUGUCAAAUUUGUCCACUGCACCAUCAGAAACUAGUCUUUUUCUGGGAUUUUUUUGGUAGCUUAACAUUUUAGUACCACUAUGUCUUUUUAUUAUUAUUUUCUGUUGUAAAUAUUAUGAGUUGAAAUGGACUGGGGUGUCUCUUGUACAUAAAAAGCCAAAAGGGUUUCUUAAUUGUUUUCAAGUUGGAUUUCCUUCAAUGAAGUU
Molecule: messenger RNA, 1022 nt
Organism: Gossypium raimondii (Peruvian cotton)
Lineage: Eukaryota; Viridiplantae; Streptophyta; Magnoliopsida; Malvales; Malvaceae
Exons: 3
Coding region: 410-808 (132 amino acids)
Source: RefSeq, a predicted model, not a curated record